UUUCACUGCUUUAAUGUAAUAAUAAUGUUUACAUUUUGAGCCAAUUAUUAUAUUUUUUAGUUUAUUUAUGGUUUCCUAAUAAUCAAAAUGCAUUAAAAAACAUUUUUAUUUGUAAACAGUUUAAUAAAAAAAACUGCUUGGAGCAUAAUCAUUGAGAAAACGGGUUGUUUUUUUCGGAUUCAUCUAGUGUGACACCCUCUGUUACAAGUAAAUAAGACCCACUUGCGGGAUAUUUAUAACGAUCGUAUCGUUUUUAGUCAUGGCUAAUUCUUAUAAUAAUGGUUAUCAAUACUCCACCUACAACAGUCCUGACUCUUCCUCGGGUGGAUAUGGAGAAUUUACUCGGUUGUCAGAUACCAUCAGCACUAACAUUCAAAAAGUUUCUCAAAAUGUGGCUUCUAUGCAGAAGUUGGUGAACCAACUUGGAACUCCUCAAGAUUGUGAGAGCUUGAGAUCACAGUUGCAUAAAGUCCAGAGCUAUACUAAUCAACUUGUAAAGGACACUAAUAAUCAUUUGAAAGAACUAUCUCUUAUACCUAACCCACCAACUGCAAAUGAACAAAAACAGAGAAAGGUUUUGAAAGAUCGUUUGACUACUCAGUUCUCUGAAGCUUUGAAGAAUUUUCAACUUUCCCAAAGAAAUGCCGCUCAAAAGGAAAAAGAGAGUGUUAUGCGAGCAAGAGCUCAUUCCGGUCUUAGUGGGAACCCGUUUGGAGAUGAUGCACCAGCCAGUGGACAAAACCUUAUUGACCUUGCUAGUCCGAGCCAAAGUCAAAUGAUGACAUCUCUACAAAUGGAAGAAGAGGUGAAUUUAGAAUUACUUCGAGAAAGAGAAGAAGCUGUUCGUAAAUUGGAGGCUGACAUAGUUGAUGUCAAUCAUAUCUUUACUGAUUUGGCUACAUUAGUACAUGAACAAGGAGAAGUUAUUGACAGUAUUGAGGCAAAUGUGGAAUCUACUCAAAUUCAAGUGGCAGAAGGUACACAACAGCUUGCUAAAGCAAGACGAAGCCAGGCUGCUGCAAGACGCAAGGCAUGCUUCAUUGUUGCAAUUUUCGUGUUUGUUGCCAUUGUUAUUGGUUUAAUAAUAUAUCUGUCAAAUUAAAACUAAGAUGUACAUGAACUGUAUUCAUUUGUGUAGAUUAUUUAGUAGCUUUAUUCUUAGUUUAUUUGUUAAACCUGUGAAUAAAAUUAUUUAAUAAA
This is a messenger RNA of Parasteatoda tepidariorum (common house spider), 1200 nucleotides long. It is a transcript of the gene Syx7, whose product is annotated as syntaxin 7. Lineage: Eukaryota; Metazoa; Arthropoda; Arachnida; Araneae; Theridiidae. Gene Ontology annotation, biological process: vesicle fusion; vesicle-mediated transport; intracellular protein transport. Gene Ontology annotation, cellular component: endomembrane system; synaptic vesicle; SNARE complex. Gene Ontology annotation, molecular function: SNAP receptor activity; SNARE binding. The record is from RefSeq and is a predicted model, not a curated record.